AUGUAUCCCAAUCUUGGAUCAGGAAACACACAACCAUCAGCCCCACCAAUUUCUUCUUCAACAUCUGCAUCACUACCUAAUCCUACUACAAAUACAAGACUAGUAGAAUAUUCUAGUAUGGUAUCUCAACCAUCUUCUCAAAAUACACCUUAUGCGGGAAGACAAUUAUCUCAAAUGUCACAAUAUCCAAGUGCUCCUCCAGCAUCAUCAUCAUCUUAUACAAGUCCUUAUCCAGUAAAUGCCCAGUCAACAAAUACAAGUAAUUAUUCAUCAAACAUGGGGCAACAACCAUUAACAUUUCAAGGAGGUAAUAGUUUUCAAAGUCCAUAUCCACAAACAUAUCCUGGUAAUCAACAACAACCGCCACCACCACCAACACCACUAACAAAUACUGCAAGUUAUCAAAAUCCAUACCCACAAUCAAAUCCAUAUCAGCCAUCAACUCCAUAUCAACAAUCUAAUCCUUUCCAAUCGUUAAAUCCUUAUCAACCGCCAAAUUCUUACCAACCGCCAAAUCCUUAUCAACAAUCAAAUUCAUAUCAACCUCAACAAGGUGGUUAUCCACAACAACCAUCAUUUCAAAAUUCUUAUGCACCAUCAUAUCCUCAACAAUAUCAAGGUGGAUAUCCUCAAAAUGAUCCACAAGGACCAUAUCAACAAUUUGCUGGUGGUUACAAUACAAAUAUUCAUAAUGAUCGUCUUCGAACAAUAGCUAGAAACUAUGAAAUAAAUGAUGCAUUAGUACAACGUUUAAAUAUACUUCAACAAUUUGAAAUUGUUAUACUUUG
Messenger RNA from Rotaria sordida, 788 nucleotides. Lineage: Eukaryota; Metazoa; Rotifera; Eurotatoria; Philodinida; Philodinidae. The record is from the annotation of a GenBank genome assembly.